UGGUGAUGGUGGUGGGCCACUCGAAGCUCUGGCGGAGACAGCCAAUGAGGAUCUCUUCCCGGGAGGCGAUGAGGAGGAGGACCUCCCUCAGCAGGAAGGCCAAGAGGUGCCCAAGCCGGUGCCAUUUGUGGCCUUCGGUGACGAAGACAGGACGAGGGAGUGCGAUAGGGAGGCUCGAGACUCAUUGACUGUAGACAGUCCUGAGAAGGAGCACCACAUUGAAUAUUCGAGAGAGCGAUAG
This is a messenger RNA of Perkinsus marinus ATCC 50983, 241 nucleotides long. RefSeq lists its product as hypothetical. The transcript has a single exon. The annotation marks the transcript as partial. NCBI's taxonomy places the organism in Eukaryota, Perkinsozoa, Perkinsida, Perkinsidae. The record is from RefSeq and is a predicted model, not a curated record.